Molecule: messenger RNA, 441 nt
Organism: Penicillium alfredii
Lineage: Eukaryota; Fungi; Ascomycota; Eurotiomycetes; Eurotiales; Aspergillaceae
Product: mediator of RNA polymerase II transcription subunit 31
Exons: 1
Coding region: 1-441 (146 amino acids)
Biological process (GO): regulation of transcription by RNA polymerase II
Cellular component (GO): mediator complex; core mediator complex
Molecular function (GO): transcription coregulator activity
Source: RefSeq, a predicted model, not a curated record
AUGGAGGAAACACAUCCCCCUCCGACCCUCACCAACCCUCGCUUCACUCUCGAGCUGGAGUUUGUCUCCUCGCUUGCCAACCCCUACUAUCUCUCACACCUUGCCGUCAACUACCCGAAUCUCCUGGGCAUCUCCCGCGCCGACGACGGCGAUACCGAUUCCACGUCGUCCCCCGACGCCCAAGCCUUCGCCGCAUACCUGGAAUACCUCUACUCGUACUGGAAGACGCCCGAGUACUCGCAAUUCCUCACCCACCCCGGUCCCACGCUGCGGGCGCUGCGCUUGCUCCAGGAAGACGCCUUUCGUCGGGAUAUCAUCCUACCCCAGGUUAUCGAGGGGUUGGUCGGGGUCAGCAUGCCUGGUGACCGUACACAGACCGAACCAGAUACUAUGGAGGGAAGCCAAGAGCAGCCGGAUGCACAGAAUGGAGCGAAGACAUGA